This is a messenger RNA of Acanthaster planci (crown-of-thorns starfish), 5369 nucleotides long. RefSeq names its product methionine synthase-like. Gene Ontology annotation, molecular function: cobalamin binding; methionine synthase activity; zinc ion binding. Gene Ontology annotation, cellular component: cytosol. Gene Ontology annotation, biological process: tetrahydrofolate metabolic process; homocysteine metabolic process. The record is from RefSeq and is a predicted model, not a curated record. Lineage: Eukaryota; Metazoa; Echinodermata; Asteroidea; Valvatida; Acanthasteridae.
GAGCACGACUGCGCGCUUGCCAUUGCAAAACGUGCAAUGAGAGUGCCAACGCCAAGUUUGCAGACACAUUGACCAGUACCAACGUACACACGUACGUACAUGUACUGUGUAUGCCAUUUCGUUAUGUUAGGUGACCAGUGUUGUUGACUGCUUGCUCCUUGUCCAAAUUGGGUAGUUGUUUUGUUUCGAAAUAAAGAUGCCACCAACUGUGUCGGAGGAAGACUGCAGCGUCAGUGGAUCUGGCGUGGCGGCAGCCCUCGAGCAGACACUGAAGGAGCGCAUCAUGAUCUUUGAUGGAGGGAUGGGUACUAUGAUUCAGGCCCUUCAUUUCAGUGAAGAGGACUUUCGAGGAGAGAUGUUCAGGGAUCAUUCCAAGCCCCUGAAAGGAAACAAUGACCUGCUCGUCUUCACUCAGCCAGACGCCAUCUACAAGAUACACAAGGAUUACUUGGAGGCUGGGGCAGAUUUUGUGGAAACCAACACCUUCAGUGGCACAAAGGUUGCGCAAGCUGAUUAUGGUGUGGAACACUUGACGUACAGACUGAAUAAAGUGGCUGCAGAGCUUGCCAAGCGGGCAACCAAAGACGUGACCAAGGCCACAGGCAUUCCUCGAUACGUGGCUGGUGCCAUGGGUCCAACCAACCGAACACUUUCCAUCUCGCCUUCGGUGGAACAACCAGAUUUCAGAAACAUAACAUUUGACGAGCUAGUGGACGCCUAUUCGGAGCAAGCCAGGGGUUUAUUAGAUGGUGGUGCUGAUGUGCUGCUGGUUGAGACCAUCUUUGACACCCUGAACUCCAAGGCAGCCCUCUACGCCAUACAGCUGCUCUUUGAAAAUGAAUAUAAGCCGAUUCCAAUAUUUAUUUCGGGCACUAUCGUUGAUAAGAGCGGUCGCACUCUGUCCGGACAGACUGGUGAUGCCUUUGUCAUCAGUGUCUCCCAUAGCAACCCCAUGUGUCUGGGUCUCAACUGUGCCUUAGGUGCCACUGAAAUGAGGCCGUUCAUCGAGGCCAUUGGGAUGUGCACACCAUCAUACGUCAUUUGUUACCCCAAUGCUGGGCUCCCAAACACAUUCGGCGACUACGACGAAACGCCGGAGGACAUGUCUGGCCACUUGGCCAGUUUUGCUCAGGACGGACUGGUCAAUAUUGUCGGAGGUUGCUGUGGCACCACACCAGCGCACAUCAAGGCCAUCGCCGAUGCUGUCAGACCUUACAAACCUAGGAUCCCACCUGUGGAGGUCCAUCCAGAGGCUCAGCUCCUUUCAGGUCUGGAACCCAUGAUCCUCAGCAAGCACACCCUAUUUGUCAACAUUGGUGAGAGGUGCAAUGUGGCCGGCUCCAGGAAGUUUGCCCGGCUGAUCACCAAUGGUCAAUAUGAGGAAGCUUUGAGCAUAGCCAAGGCCCAGGUAGAAGCAGGAGCGCAGGUACUAGACAUCAACAUGGACGAGGGCAUGCUGGACGGCGUCAAGGCCAUGACCAAGUUUGUGAACCUCAUCUCGUCAGAGCCGGACAUCUCCAGGGUGCCUCUCUGCAUUGAUUCCUCCAAGUUUAAGGUGAUAGAAGCAGGGCUCAAGUGCACCCAGGGCAAGUGCAUCGUGAACAGUAUCAGUCUGAAGGAAGGGGAGGAAGAUUUCCUGGAGAAGGCCCGGACCAUCAGGAGGCAUGGAGCUGCCGUGGUUGUCAUGGCUUUUGAUGAAGUCGGACAGGCUGUUGAAAUUGACCGGAAACUGGAGAUCUGCACCCGAUCCUACAAUCUUCUUGUUCAGAAGCUGAAUUUCAACCCCAACGAUAUCAUCUUCGACCCGAACAUUCUGACGAUAGCAACAGGCAUGGAGGAGCACAACGAAUACGGAAUCAACUACAUCAGGGCCACCGAGCUCAUCAAGAAAUGCCUUCCUGGAUGUCGGAUCAGUGGGGGCUUGUCUAACCUUUCCUUUUCGUUCCGUGGCAAGGAGAAAGUUCGUGAAGCCAUGCACAGUGUUUUUCUGUACCACGCCAUUAAGGCUGGUAUGGACAUGGGCAUAGUCAAUGCGGGAAAUCUACCAUUGUAUGAUGACAUCGAACCUAAGCUUCUCAAGCUGUGCGAGGAGCUGCUCUGGAAUAAAGACGCUGAUGCCACAGAGAAGCUCUUGGAGUAUGCCCAGACAGUGGGUAAAGAUGCCAAGAAGGGGGCAGAAGACGAGGGCUGGAGAAACAACCCUGUGGAGGAACGCCUGGAGUACUCGUUAGUCAAGGGUAUCGACAAGUUUGUUGUGGCAGACACUGAGGAAGCCAGACAGAACAAAGAGCUGUACCCACGACCUCUGAAUGUGAUUGAAGGGCCCCUCAUGAAGGGCAUGAGUGUGGUCGGGGACCUGUUUGGAGCCGGUAAGAUGUUCCUACCUCAGGUCAUCAAGUCUGCCCGGGUCAUGAAGAAGGCAGUGGGUCACCUUAUCCCCUUCAUGGAAAGGGAGAAGGAGCUAAGCCAGCAGAGAAUUAAAGAAGAGACAGGCAAAGUUGUGCUGGAGGAUCAAUACAGUGGCACUGUAGUGAUUGCCACCGUCAAGGGAGACGUCCACGACAUCGGCAAGAACAUAGUCGCUGUAGUGCUGGGAUGCAACAACUACCGGGUCAUUGACCUUGGGGUUAUGACCCCGUGUGACAAAAUUCUCCAGACGGCCAUCGAGGCUAAAGCAGACAUUGUUGGCCUGUCUGGCCUCAUCACGCCUUCACUUGAUGAAAUGAUACACGUUGCUAAGGAGAUGGAGCGUCUUGGAUUCAAGCUGCCACUUCUGAUAGGUGGAGCGACCACCUCCAAGACGCACACAGCUGUCAAGAUAGCUCCAUGCUACUCGGCCCCUACUAUCCACGUACUGGAUGCUUCAAAGAGUGUGGUGGUGUGUUCUUCCCUGAUGGACAGGGACCAAUUUGAAGACUUCACUGAAGAAAUCCGGGAGGAGUAUGAGGAGAUCCGUGAAGAUCACUAUGACUCCUUGAAGGAUCGUCAUUACCUGUCCUUAGAGGAAGCAAGAAAAAAGAAGUUCCUCAUUGAGUGGAACAUAGAACCCAAACCAGUUAUCCCAGCCUUUAUCGGCACCAAGUGCUUCAAGGAUUAUGACCUGACUAGUCUGAUACCCUAUAUCGACUGGAAACCUUUCUUUGAUGUCUGGCAGCUGAGGGGAAAGUAUCCCAACAGGGGAUACCCGAAGAUCUUCAAGGACAAGACUGUAGGGGAGGAAGCAAAGAAGGUAUUCAAUGAGGCUCAGACGAUGCUGAAUAAGAUUAUUGACCAGAAGCUUUUACGGGCCUCGGGGGUGAUGUGCAUCUAUCCAGCCCACAGUGUGGGAGAUGACAUCUAUGUCUUCCAUGAGGAGAUUGGUAUGGGGGAGCCCAAGGCUGUGUUUUAUGGACUCAGACAGCAGGCUGAGAAGGACUCGGGAAUGUUGAAGGAGCCCUAUAUGUGCCUGUCUGACUUCAUUGCUCCCAAGGAGUCGGGAAUAACGGACUACGUUGGGGCGUUUGCCGUGUCGGCGGGCUUCGGGUCCCGUGAAUUGUGUGAGAAAUACGAGAAAGAGUUUGAUGACUACAGCGUCAUCAUGGUCAAGGCGCUUGCCGACAGACUAGCUGAGGCUUUUGCUGAGGAGUUGCACAUGAGGUUACGUAAAGAGUUCUGGGGCUACGGCAACCAGGAAAAACUGGAAACCCAGGACCUUCUCAAAGUCAAGUAUGAGGGCAUCAGGCCUGCGCCUGGUUACCCCAGCCAGCGACACACAGAGAAACAAACCAUGUGGGACUUGAUGGACGUGGAGACCAGCUGUGGCAUCAGACUGACCGAAUCCCUCGCCAUGGAGCCCGCUGCCUCUGUCUCUGGACUCUACUUCGCCCACCCCAAGUCCAGUUAUUUUGCUGUGGGAAAGAUCACCAAAGACCAAGUUGAAGACUAUGCUAGCAGGAAACACAUGGACGUGUCCGAUGCUGAGAAAUGGCUAGGUCCCAACUUGGCCUAUGAUACCUCUUGAGGACAAUGAGACUGUCUUCACUGAUCUGAUGUGAGGAAUCGAAUCCAGACCACAGAGCCGUGUAUCACACUGAUGCUGAUUUCUACAUACAGACCGGUUCCUUUCACUGAAAUCAUGAGUGUUACAACAAAGAGUCAACUCAGCAGCAGAGUUAGCUGUGUGUAAGAAGUGACGAGCAAAAUAAUCACAGUGGCUGUGGAAAAAUAUUAGCUUAGCUUGAGCCAAGUUCAGUUGCUGGCCAAAAGUCAACCGCUUGCCGAUUUGGCUUGGUACCAGGAUAUAUUUCGUGCAUCUUUUAUCAGUUAAAAUUGGUGGUUAUCAAAUGACCACUGAUUGAACUUGGCCAUAUCUGCUAAGGCUUUUGCACAAAUUCUAAGCUGACUUUUCCCCCCACCGUUAUUUGCGAGUCUAAUUCACCGAAACACAGCUUGAUAGUAUUACACUAGGAACCUGGAAAUGGAUGACCCAUAGGCGGCCAUUCUACAAAGACCAUGCACUGCAAGAUGGCAGAUGCCAAUUCUCUUGUAACUUACAAAAGGAGAACAUCUCCAACCAGUGGACAAUAGACCGAUUCCGCCCGCUAAGUCAUUUGACCUACAGUGGGUAUCACUUCAAAAGGACAGCUUCUUUUUAAGUGUUGUUUACCAAAAAUGAAGCCAAUUUUUGGUAUAUCACUCACGGGCAUUACUUUGGGUCAAUGACACCUAUGACACACUUUGCCAUGGGGGACACUGUGUUUUGCUGAUAUUUGAUACUCCAGGUCAUGUGACUUAGUGGGUGCGAUCGGUCUAUCACAGCAUCGUAACUGUUUGACCCAGUAACACUCGUAUUACUUAGUAUUACAUUGUAUUUAUUUCCUCAUUAACAUAUACAGCCAUAUACUACGUGGGUAUUUAGGGGGUGGUGUAGGGAGCAGUGAUUAGGGUGGCCAUUCAGGAAUAAGUUGGUAAGAUAAGUAAGUCUUGAUAUUAGAGCUUCAUGUAAACGAAUGAACCAGUAGCUUUCAGCACAAACCAAAUUUUUGUCAGCAUUUAAAUAUUUUAGCGACUUGACUUUUAAAAUUCCCACACGGCCAGUGCCAGAUCCACAGUCAUUUGCUCCUUGCCAGUUUUGGACAAGUUAUCAAACUGGGUUUCUUUAUUACUUGACUUUAUAGUACUAUGUUGUUGGUGGUUUCUACAAACUUUAUUCAUUGCCUUGGGGGUCAGGGAGUACCUGUACGUUCUCCGGGGGGGGGGGGGCCUUGGACUUUUAGCCCUAACUUCGUGUUAUGUGCACAUUUGAACUUCUCAGGUUCAUUUUUUUUUCUUUUGAGAAAUAGAUCAUUGAUAGUUAAACCACUUCCUGCCGGGUGGAUUUUUCUUGAGCG